AUGGCAGGAUCCGAUGAGAGCAACAGGAGCGAUUCGGCUGAGCCUCAGUCUCACAAGGGUCCAAACCUGGUUCACAGGCAUCACCCCAACAUAGUGCCAGCUAACCACGGCGCUGCUAUCACCGAGGCCGGGGAGCGAACACAAGCUCAGGAGAGGGAGGACCGCAAAGCGCACGUCAAAGAGAUGGAGCAUGCUCGCAAUGAACCCGGCUUCAAAACAACGGACAGGAAUCCGAUUGGCAAGGAUUCGGGCAAGCAAGCAUCUGUGGCGAACAAGCUGAUGGAUUCUCGCAAGGCACACAAUGGUGUCAUGCAGUCAGACCGCUAG
Messenger RNA from Coccomyxa subellipsoidea C-169, 327 nucleotides. RefSeq lists its product as hypothetical. The record is from RefSeq and is a predicted model, not a curated record. The transcript has 4 exons. The coding region runs from base 1 to 327 and encodes 108 amino acids. NCBI's taxonomy places the organism in Eukaryota, Viridiplantae, Chlorophyta, Trebouxiophyceae, Coccomyxaceae.